UCCUGCAGGAUGGACACCUUCCCCAAGGGCAGCCAUGGGCUCCAUCGGCAGAAGAGGGACUGGGUCAUCCCUCCCAUCAACUGCCCCGAGAACGAGCGCGGACCCUUCCCCAAGAAGCUGGUGCAGAUCAAAUCCAACAAGGACAAGGAGACCAAGGUGUUCUACAGCAUCACAGGGCAGGGGGCGGACACCCACCCCGUGGGGGUCUUCACCAUCGAGCGUGAGACAGGAUGGCUGGAGGUGAUGGGCAGCGGGUGGAGGACCCCAUGGAGAUCAUCAUCACCGUGACGGACCAGAACAACCUUUA
Melopsittacus undulatus (budgerigar) is the source of this 307-nucleotide messenger RNA. RefSeq names its product cadherin-1-like. Gene Ontology annotation, cellular component: apical junction complex; catenin complex; cytoplasm. Gene Ontology annotation, biological process: cell morphogenesis; synapse assembly; homophilic cell-cell adhesion. The transcript has 2 exons. The record is from RefSeq and is a predicted model, not a curated record. Lineage: Eukaryota; Metazoa; Chordata; Aves; Psittaciformes; Psittaculidae. Gene Ontology annotation, molecular function: calcium ion binding; cadherin binding. Bases 10 to 288 code for a protein of 92 amino acids.